Gadus macrocephalus (Pacific cod) is the source of this 1618-nucleotide messenger RNA. RefSeq names its product lysophosphatidic acid receptor 6. Lineage: Eukaryota; Metazoa; Chordata; Actinopteri; Gadiformes; Gadidae. Bases 451 to 1410 code for a protein of 319 amino acids. The record is from RefSeq and is a predicted model, not a curated record. Gene Ontology annotation, cellular component: membrane. Gene Ontology annotation, molecular function: G protein-coupled receptor activity; oxysterol binding. Gene Ontology annotation, biological process: G protein-coupled receptor signaling pathway. The transcript has 2 exons.
UUAUGGAAAACAAUAAUCCGAUGGUUCAAUAACUAACUAUUGCAUAUGGAUGAAGAGGCAAUUAAGAUUCAAAAUAUUUCUUAACUAGUGUUAUAUACUGGGAUUAAGUUACAACAAAUGUAAACGCUCUGAUAUUACUUGGUGUGUGUCACUUUCAGUUCUUCACCUCUAUUUCCUGCCUCAAAAUGUUCCUCUACACUACACCCCUAUAUGCAGUCACCCGCUGAACAUUGCUGAACAUUGCAAUCCGGACUUCAACACUAGUUUACAUACAUAGAGACCAAGGGAUCAUUACGAUACUGAACUGGACUGGGAGUCAGAGUUCCUCAGAGAUUGGGCCUACUGCUGGCAUGAAUUCCAAUUUCCAACCAAAAUAUCCAACAGCGAAGAACACCAUCUAAAACCCAACCACAACAAAACAAACAGGCAACCAACCGGCCGAGCGACAACAUGACCUCCUCCAACUGCACCGAGCCGUCGUCUGGUUACCAGUACCACCUCUUCCCCGCGGUCUACAGCGUGGCCUUGGUUCUAGGGCUGCCCGGCAACCUGGUGGCCCUCUUCGUCUACAUCUUCAAGGUCAUCCCGCGCACCUCCUCCAGCGUGUACAUCAUCAACCUGGCCCUGGCCGACACCGCCAUCCUCCUCACGCUGCCCUUCCGCAUCCACUACCACCUGAACCGCAACCGCUGGGUCUUCGGGGACAUGGCGUGCCGGGUGACCGGCACCCUGUGGUACGCCAACGUCUACGUCAGCAUCUGCUUCAUGACCUGCAUCUGCGUGGACCGCUACGUGGCCGUGGUGCACCCCCACCGCUACCUGAGGUUCAAGAACCCCCGCUACGCCGUGGCGGUCAGCGUGCUCCUCUGGGCGGUCAUCGGCGUGGCCAUGCUCAGCUUCAUCCUCCUGGGGCCGCUGGAGAGCGACCUGGUCAGCUGCUUCGAGAACUUUGCCAAGGAGGAGUGGAGCGGCCGCCUGAUGCACUACAGCGCGCUCAGCCUGGUGUUCUGCUCCCUGCUGCCCUCCGUCAUCAUCCUGGUGUGCUACCCGCUGGCCAUGCGGCGCAUCUCCCUCAUCCCGGGCAGGACGUCCCACAAGGCCCGCAGGAUCAUCCUCACGGUGCUGGCCAUCACGCUGCUCUGCUUCCUGCCCUACCACGUGGUGCACCUGCUGCACCUGCUGCGCAGGAUGGGGGUGAUCCGCGGCUGCGCCACCAGCACCACCAUACACUACGCCCGGCGCGUGACCCUGGCCCUGGUCAGCCUCAACACGUGCCUGGACCCCUUGCUCUACCACGUCACCAGCACACACUGCAGCUGGAGCCCCCUCAGGGGCCUGUGGAAGUGGUAUAGGGCACGCAGGUACAUUGGCGUCUACACUCUCCCAUGCAUCAGCCCUCCGGUGAGUUGAGGCGGGUGACAGUAGCGUGUGUAAAACAAGCCAAAAAAGCCACAAAAUAGUGCAGUUUUUCCCCCCAAAUUUUUUUUAUUCAAACGGUGGUCUGUACAAUAGAAAAAAAAAAUUGAUCAAUACAGUUGGACAGAAAAUGUGUGUAUCUGAUGUUAAUACAUGAAAUGUAAUAUAAAAAGAUGGUUAGUUUGCAGUCUUAGCACAGUAC